UUAAGCACUACAACCUCUCCCUUCGUAGGCUUUCUCAUCUCCAUUUAUUUAUCUGAUUUAUCGCGCCGAGAAAGAGACUGAGAGGGUCUUCGUUGCAAACUCGAGAGGUACGUUCCCUCACGCUCUGAUCGGUUUCUUUAUCUGUGCAGGUUUAGGGUUUGGGUUAGAUCUGGUGGACUUUUGUUUGUUUUGACUAAAGCAAUUGUUUGGUAGAGCAAAGAUGUCACCAGCUGACUCUUCACGCGAGGAUAAUGUGUAUAUGGCCAAGUUGGCCGAGCAGGCCGAACGUUAUGAAGAAAUGGUUGAGUUCAUGGAGAAAGUUGCAAAGACAGUAGACGUUGAAGAGUUGUCUGUGGAGGAAAGGAACCUUCUCUCUGUGGCUUACAAGAACGUGAUUGGGGCCAGAAGGGCUUCAUGGAGGAUCAUCUCCUCCAUUGAGCAAAAGGAGGAAAGUAGGGGAAAUGAAGACCAUGUUGCAAUCAUUAAGGAAUACAGGAGCAAGAUUGAAUCCGAGCUGAGCAAGAUCUGUGAUGGCAUUUUGAGUCUUCUUGAGUCACAUCUCAUCCCAUCGGCCUCAUCUGCCGAGUCAAAGGUGUUUUAUCUCAAGAUGAAGGGUGAUUACCACAGGUACCUGGCUGAGUUUAAGACUGGAGCUGAAAGGAAGGAAGCUGCUGAGAGCACCUUGUUGGCUUACAAGUCUGCGCAGGACAUCGCACUUGCAGAGCUUGCUCCUACUCACCCAAUAAGACUGGGUCUUGCACUUAACUUUUCUGUGUUCUAUUAUGAAAUCCUUAACUCACCUGAUCGUGCUUGCAAUCUUGCAAAGCAGGCCUUUGAUGAGGCUAUAUCCGAACUGGAUACAUUGGGUGAGGAGUCAUACAAGGACAGUACAUUAAUCAUGCAACUUCUCCGAGACAAUCUGACUUUAUGGACUUCUGACAUCACGGAUGAUACUGGGGACGAGAUUAAGGAAGCAUCUAAGCGUGAGUCAGGGGAGGGACAGCCGCCGCAGUGAUAAGUUUUGAUAUGUACCCUGUACUUUGAAUCUUGAGACCUUCUACCUAGAUGGCAUGUGGGUUGUAGUAGGAUUUCGUAAUCAACUGAUGAUCUUGAGUGCUUACAGCAGCACUCGGGAUUGAAUUGUUCCUGCAGAUAUGAAUAUGUGCUUUUAUUUAUUGAUGGGAAGAAUGUGGUUUGGUGUUUGAGUUAUGUGGUAAUGAUUAAAGUGCUGAAAUUGGUGCCUUUUUUA
Molecule: messenger RNA, 1249 nt
Organism: Carya illinoinensis
Lineage: Eukaryota; Viridiplantae; Streptophyta; Magnoliopsida; Fagales; Juglandaceae
Product: 14-3-3-like protein A
Exons: 5
Coding region: 221-1015 (264 amino acids)
Biological process (GO): signal transduction
Cellular component (GO): cytoplasm
Source: RefSeq, a predicted model, not a curated record